This is a messenger RNA of Paecilomyces variotii, 1281 nucleotides long. RefSeq lists its product as hypothetical. Gene Ontology annotation, biological process: regulation of DNA-templated transcription. Gene Ontology annotation, molecular function: DNA-binding transcription factor activity, RNA polymerase II-specific; zinc ion binding. Lineage: Eukaryota; Fungi; Ascomycota; Eurotiomycetes; Eurotiales; Thermoascaceae. Bases 218 to 883 code for a protein of 221 amino acids. The record is from RefSeq and is a predicted model, not a curated record. The transcript has 3 exons.
AUAAUUAAUCCAUAACUACCAGGGGGAACCACGCUAGAAUGCGUUCAGUUAUCAAACCUGGUAGCGAUCGUUCACUAAACGAUCACAUGAUGAGAGUGAUGUCACCCGUUGUAGAAAAGAAGAGGAUACAUCGUCUCUCUCUAACAUUCUGUCCUUCUUCUCUACAUCUCAUUCUUCCCAAAUUUCAAAUCCACGUUGCCAGCGCCGAUUUUCAACCAUGGCAUAUUCUCGGUCAAAGAUACCUAUCCCGCGGUUGCACACUCGAUCUGAGUCUCUCAGUGACCAUACACCGCCCCAGCGGCGGCGCGCUUCUCGCGCGUGCCAGUCCUGUCGUGCGCGAAAGGCGAAAUGCGACGAAGGCUGGCCAGCCUGUGGUCAAUGCAAGGACUCGCAUGUUCAGUGUGUCUACACGGGUGGAAAACGCGAAGAGCGCAACAGACGAUUCGAGCUGCUCUCGAGAAAAGAGGCCGAGUAUGAGGCCGUCUUAUCGCACAUCAGUCUCGCCAGUACCGAUCCUUUGAGUCGGCUGGCAGCGCAGACGGUUCUUGAAAAGUUUUCUCCCGAUAAGAUGGUUUUGAAUCCACCCACUGUUCCGCCCGACGUGGGUGCAUCGACCUGCGAUCCACUGUCUUCAUACGUGAUAGACGAUGCACCCCAGCAGCCAUUGGCGCAGCCGAUCGGUUACAUUGGCAAUCCAUUUCCAAGCUUCAGUCAGGUAAAUGACGGAUCACAUGGACCUGUGAACGAUCUCGGUCUGGGACUCGAAGCGAGUACAAUCGGUACUGAGCCUGGCCACAGGGUAUCUUCUACCGCUUCGAUGACUUAUCUCGAUCCCAACUUUGCCUUUGUCAAUGACCUGGACGCGGCGCAUUUUCUGACGUGAUUUCUUCAAAUUCCUCCGCCUUGGCAGGACACCGCCUUGACAGGACAGGAUUCUCAUUACUUGACAGAAGGUGCGUGUUAAAUUUGUCUUGCGCUAAGUCGUGUUUUCUUUUCUAUUCUUUUUUUUUUCACCUUGAUGUCUGUUUCUCUUACUGUUUCACAUGUAUGUCUGGCGUUUUUCGAUUAUGUGGACCAGGAGCUCUCUUAGAAAUAACCGGACAGGCGGCAUAAUUAUUUGAGCACUUGAAGCUCUUGCUGCGAGUUCGAAAAAUGCUACGGGACGAUCAUUGUAUCUCGUAGUUUAAUGAUGUAAUGGAAAUAUGACAAGAUAUCAUAUAUACAUGUAUAUAUGUACAAUGCACAGCUAGUAUAUUCUAUACGAUGGGGGGGGAGACUUCU